Dentiscutata erythropus is the source of this 2082-nucleotide messenger RNA. Lineage: Eukaryota; Fungi; Glomeromycota; Glomeromycetes; Diversisporales; Gigasporaceae. The record is from the annotation of a GenBank genome assembly.
AUGGAGAACGAACAAAAUGGAUAUAUGUCGGGAGGAGGGAGUCCCUCGAAUUACAAUGGACAAUAUUCACACAAUCAUCAUAAUGAUGAUAAUAUAGUACCAGAAAAAAUUACAUUAAUUGACGGAAAGUUUAUAAGAGAUUGUCAAAUACCUUCUAAUCUACUAAAUUAUUGCAAAUAUAGAGAUGAUAGAGAAUUCACACACACGAGAUAUACUGCUUGUACAUGUGAUCCGGACGAUUUUUCGAGUGAAGGAUUCACACUUCGUCAAAAAGAACUUAGAAGGCAGAUUGAAUUAUUCAUCGUGGUUACUAUGUAUAAUGAAGAUGUAACUGAAUUGUCUCGAACUUUUCACGGAAUUGUGGAAAAUAUUACAUCUCUUUGUAAACGAACAGGCAGAAUUUGGAAUGAAGAUAGUUGGAAAAAGGUUGUCGUGUGUAUAGUAUCUGAUGGCCGUAAAAAAUUUCAUAAAAGUUGUUUGGCUUAUUUAACAGCACUUGGUGUCUAUCAAGAUGGUGUUGCAAUCGAAAGUAUAAAUAAAGACAAAAUUAAAGCUCAUAUAUUCGAGUUUACAACCCAAAUUUCAAUUGAUCAAGAUAUGAAAACUGAGACGCUAGAUGUUCCAAUUCAAGUACUUUUUUGUCAUAAAGAAAAUAAUGCCAAAAAAAUCAAUUCUCAUCGGUGGUUUUUUAAUGCUUUUGGUCCAGUUAUCGAACCUAAAAUAUGCAUUCUUAUUGAUGUUGGCACUAGACCAGGUGUUAACUCCAUCUAUAAUUUAUGGGAAACAUUUAAUUCACAUCCUUAUGUUGCUGGUGCUUGUGGUGAAAUCGUUGCCAUGACGACUUGGUACAAAUUACUAAAUCCGAUUGUGGGAGCUCAAUAUUUUGAAUAUAAAAUGUCAAAUAUUCUAGAUAAACCACUUGAAUCUGUAUUUGGGUAUAUUACCGUCUUACCUGGUGCCUUUUCUGCUUAUCGGUAUAUCGCUCUUCAGAAUACUAUAGUUAAUGGUGAACUUGAGGGUCCUCUUGCUUCUUAUUUUAUGGGUGAAGAAAAAGAUGAAAAUGAUACUGAAGGUGAAAAAAAGGAUUCUUAUGAUGAAAAAAAGAAUGAUUCUUAUGAUGAAAAAAAGGAUGAUUCUAAUUAUGAAAAAAAGAAUAACAAAAUUACCCAUAAUAAAAAAUCUAAUAGUAACAUCUUCACUGCCAAUAUGUAUCUUGCUGAAGAUCGUAUUCUUUGUUUUGAAUUGGUUACAAAACGUAAAGGACAGUGGUUGUUACAUUAUGUUAAAUCUUCUCAAGCUGAUACGGACAUACCUAAAAGUAUAGAUAAACUAAUUUCCCAGCGUAGACGUUGGUUAAAUGGUUCUUUCUUUGCUAGUCUUUAUGCUGUUUCACAUUUUUAUUAUAUUUUGAGAAGUGAUCAUUGUAUUGGACGCAAAUUCUUUUUAUUUAUUGAAAUGAUAUACCAAGCAUACAACCUUUUCUUCUCAUGGUUUGCAUUGGGAAAUUUCUAUUUAACGUUUCAUAUAUUAGGAACUACUCUUUAUGACCCUCUAGGGAUGUUUCAACUUCCUUUGAACCAAACAAUCAAUGAAAAUAUAUUCAUUGGGAUUAGAUGGGUUUUUUUUGCUUGGGGAACCAGAGAAGAAGAUGAAGAUAAUAAAUUGAAUAAAGUAACUUCUCAUAAGAAUGAAGUACAAGUCACUUCAAUAGAUGUUGCUGAUGGAUAUGAUCGAGCCUGGAGCACUUUAAAACGUCCUAAAGAAAAUAAACCUAAAAAUAUGGGUAUAUCUGAAGAUGAAUAUAGAAAAAGAUUUCGAAUUUAUCUUGUACUUUUAUGGGUCUUAUCAAAUACGAUAUUAGUAACUAUUGUCAUUAGUGAUAACCAACUUUUAAUACGAUAUGUGCCUCAAGGCAUAAGAAUUAAUGCUUAUGUAACAUUUAUUCUUUGGUCUGUUGCCGGAUUAGCUGUAUUUAGAUUUUUUGGUAGCUUGGUUUAUUUUAUUUUUGAAUUGCCAAAAACAUUAAAAUCAAAACUAGCACCUAGAAGAUCAAGAAGGAAGAAUCCUGUAAACAACGUAUAA